AUGAGUGCUCCAUGGGAACACGACCGAGUAUCUGAGGAAGAUACACCAGAAAUACGACCGGUGACUUCUGACGAAGAAGUACCACCAUUUACGCUCAGUGACGCCACCACAGAGGAGUUAAAAGACCUCUACGACAAAAAGUCGACAGAAGCGGCAAACACGGGAGUCUACAAUGAUGACUUCAGCAAAAUUGCCUUCAUCCUCUCUCAAAUCGACUCCUCGUCCACAGCAGGAAAGUGGGCUGAGUCAUGGGAAGCCAAUCAAAUGGCAAAACACAGCAAUCUUGGGACGUACCAAGAUUUCAAAAUGACGCUUACUGAAAAGUAUGGAGGUGUCACAACGAAGGACCAAGCUUGGCAAGUACUUCUCGAAGGGAAGUACAAGCAGAACAAGCAAACCGUCAACGAGUAUAUCGGAAAUCUCGAUAUUCUCUACCGAUAUGCUGAAAUCGACGACGAAUACGCCAAGCUCAUUCACUUCAAAUGA
Molecule: messenger RNA, 486 nt
Organism: Laetiporus sulphureus 93-53
Lineage: Eukaryota; Fungi; Basidiomycota; Agaricomycetes; Polyporales; Laetiporaceae
Exons: 2
Coding region: 1-486 (161 amino acids)
Source: RefSeq, a predicted model, not a curated record